Molecule: messenger RNA, 2027 nt
Organism: Patiria miniata (bat star)
Lineage: Eukaryota; Metazoa; Echinodermata; Asteroidea; Valvatida; Asterinidae
Product: actin-related protein 2/3 complex subunit 1A-like
Exons: 12
Coding region: 152-1270 (372 amino acids)
Biological process (GO): Arp2/3 complex-mediated actin nucleation
Cellular component (GO): actin cytoskeleton; Arp2/3 protein complex
Molecular function (GO): actin filament binding
Source: RefSeq, a predicted model, not a curated record
CACCACACCCAGUCCUCUGCCAAAAAAAAGUUGUCGCCCCAGGCCCAUUUCGCGUUGACUGACCAGAGUCCGCGAAUUUCUUCGACUAAAAUAAGCAAAUUUUUCAAUAUUUUGACUCAAAGAAACUAAAAGAAAUUGACCUUGCCACAAGAUGUCAAACAAUGAGAAGUUCAACUUUGAGUUGGGGCCAAUCACCUGCCAUGCUUGGAACAAGGAUCGCACCCAAAUUGCCAUCUCACCUAACAGCCAUGAAGUGCACAUCUACGCCAAGAAGGGGUCCAACUAUGAGAAGCUCUACACCUUGAGUGAGCACUCCCAACGUGUGACAAGCAUCGACUGGGCCGCAAACAGCAACCGCAUAGUUACCUGCGGCACGGAUCGUAAUGCCUAUGUGUGGACACUCAACGGCAGUGGUGGAUGGAAACCGACCCUCGUGAUCCUGCGUAUCAACCGCGCUGCCACCUGCGUUAAGUGGUCACCUCUGGAGAACAAGUUUGCAGUUGGCAGUGGAGCUCGUCUGAUUUCUGUUUGCUACUUUGAGCAGGAAAAUGACUGGUGGGUGAGUAAGCACAUCAAGAAGCCGAUCCGUUCCACCGUGACCAGCCUGGACUGGCAUCCCAAUAACUACCUACUGGCUGCUGGAUCUGCUGACUUCAAAGCAAGGGUAUUUUCAGCUUACAUCAAGGAGAUUGAAGACAAGCCUGAAGCCAACUCCUGGGGCAAGAAGAUGCCGUUUGGCAACUGCAUGCAAGAGUUGAGUGCCGGAGGUUAUGGUGGUUGGGUGCACAGUGUAUCCUUCAACGCCGACGGUACCCGCCUGGCUUGGGUCGGCCACGACAGCACCGUGUCUGUGGUCAAUUCCAUGGCUGACUGCCGCACCGGCGUGCUGAGGAGUGGUAAUCUGCCGUUCUUGACCUGCGAGUGGGCGGGGCAUCACUCCCUCGUUGUUGCUGGCCAUGACUGUGAGUUGAUCCUGUUCAACGUUGAUGACUCGGACAAGGUUACCUUCGUGGGCAGGCUGGGAGUGGUGAAGAAGAAGGAAUCUGGUAACCUCAGUGCCAUGGCCAAGUUUCAGCAACUGGACAAGAAGGCAACCACAGACCAAGAUACAGCCAGGAGCUCUGUCCACCAGAACUCCAUCACUCAAAUCUCCAUCCACACUGGUGGCAAAGAGAACAUCUCCAAGCUGACUUCUACUGGCGUGGAUGGUCAGGUGGUCAUCUGGAACUACAAAUCCCUGGAGUCCGCUGUGGCUGGCAUGCGUGUGUAGAAAUAUCACACCCCGAACCAGGCAUUGGAGUACAUGUAUACCCUGAUGGGGAUAUACCCAGAGUGGAAUGUACCCUGAUGGGGAUAUACCCUGAUGGUGUUACACCCUGAUGAGGAUAUUCCCUGCAAGGGUCAUACCCAGAUGGGAAUAUCCCCUGAUGAGGAUAUACCCUGAAGUAGAUUAGUAGAUCAACAAUACAUAUAGCGCUAAGAAGAUAUACAAUUAAUGGAAAAUAUUAGACCUAUCCCAGUUAAAAAUUAUACCACAUUUACAUGAUAAUUCUUAGAAGAGUGUAAAGAUGUACAUGUAAAGAUAUACAUGUAACUCAUUAUAGAGCAUGUCGAGUUAAAAUGGGGGGAUUUGAAAGUUUGAUUUUUAAUCUUAAUAAGUUAUUGUUUUCUUUCGAGGGAAUAUUUCCAGAGAACAUAAAGUUAUUUAAAAGUAUUUUGUUAUUUUGGUUUUCUUUUUAGAAUUGGUGGUUUUUAUAUACAUUCCAUAUUUCACUUUGAAAUGCACAAACACACAAUUGGUUUAAGUUGUGAUGAUGCUGUAGGAAAACUUUGAACGAGACUUGAUUUUUCAUUUUUAAAAGAAGGUAAAGGUUGAAGUGUGAGGACUGUACACAUUAAAAAAAAUUAUGGCCUUUAAUUUGUCACUUUGAAGGAGAAAUCUUCACUUAAAUAAUAGUCCCAUUUUGGUGCAGGAAAAUUUGUAAUAAAUGAUUUCAGGUUGGCUGUGCAACAUGUCGAGGUUCCUA